Dentiscutata erythropus is the source of this 596-nucleotide messenger RNA. The record is from the annotation of a GenBank genome assembly. NCBI's taxonomy places the organism in Eukaryota, Fungi, Glomeromycota, Glomeromycetes, Diversisporales, Gigasporaceae.
CUGAAGAAUUUGAAGAGAAGGAAUUGUGGGCUAAAGCGAUGGAAGCCCAUUUCCGCGCUGCUGAUCAAUUUGUUUUGGCGAUAAAUUAUACAUCAGAUCCGGAGGUAGCGCGAACUUUAAAAUUACUGUACGCUACCCAUAAUCGACAAGGCAAAGAAUUACAACGUCGUAUAGAAAAGCAAGCACAGCAAUCUCCAAAACAACCACAAGAACGACUAAAUACACCAACAUCUCAUAGAAGUCGAUCAAAAUCAGGUUCUGCUGCACCAGAUAAAAGUAAUUCUACUCAAAGGACACAUCAAUUACAAUCUAGAAAAGGAUCGUCUUCCACGCUACCAACAACGUAUUUGAGUUCUCAACAUGCUCUGGGCGUUCAGAUACCAUCUAAUAACAAUGAAAAGAUGGCUUCAGAUUUGUUAAGAUCAGGAUUUAGUAGUACAUCUGUUAACUCUAAUAGUGGCAUAAGACGGAACCCAGUAUGGUCUGAUUCUACGACUUCAAUAGGUGUUUCAAAAGAGAUGAUGACAACAUCGACGGCUCCAAGUAUCUCGUUGGAAGGUUCAUCCAGUUCUGAGAAAAUUGGUGACUCUUAUAUG